Messenger RNA from Daphnia carinata, 1087 nucleotides. Its product is annotated as citramalyl-CoA lyase, mitochondrial-like. The transcript is spliced from 5 exons. Gene Ontology annotation, biological process: regulation of cobalamin catabolic process. The coding region runs from base 74 to 1087 and encodes 337 amino acids. Lineage: Eukaryota; Metazoa; Arthropoda; Branchiopoda; Diplostraca; Daphniidae. Gene Ontology annotation, molecular function: (S)-citramalyl-CoA lyase activity. The record is from RefSeq and is a predicted model, not a curated record.
CAGUUUAACUGUUUGCAUCCAUAACAAAAUAUAACCGAUUUGAUAAAGUAAAGAACAGAGCAAGAAAAUUAACAUGUUAAAAACAAAUGCGUUAAAAAAACUUUCAUUUCCGAUGCGGCAAUGUUUUUCCAAAAUAUUGUUAGACGCGAGAUUAAUUACUGGUGGAAAUGUAAAUGAUACAAAGAAAUACACACCUCGUCGUGCGAUGAUGUAUGUUUCUGGGAAUGACUGGAAAAAGAUCAACAAGAUUAGCUCAAUGGGAGCAGAUAGUUUUAUUCUCGACUGUGAAGAUGGUGUGGCUUUGAACAGGAAGGAUGAAGCUCGAAAUAACAUUCAAAAGAUAUUUCAAGAGAAAAUGUUUUCAGCAUUGAAAUCUGAAUUAUCUGUCAGAAUAAAUUCAAUAGAAAGUGGUCUUUGUAAGAAGGAUUUGGAAACCAUCCUGAAAGGCCCAAUUUUCCCAUCAACUCUUCAUCUCCCCAAAAUGGAAACAAAAAUGCAGCUUGAUUGGCUUGCCCAAGAACUGGAGUCUCUUCUUGGGAAGAAUCAUAUUAUUAAAUUGAUUGUAUUUGUUGAAUCAGCCAGAGCUUUACUUGAUAUGAAAGAAUUAAUUCAACAUUGCUUCAUCCUAAUGGAUCAAGGGGCACCUUUUACUCUUGAAGCUGCUGUUUUUGGAUCUGACGACUUUUGUGCUGACAUUGGCGCUACCAGGACACCCGAAGCCAAAGAGCUCCUAUAUUCUCGUCAGCAUUUUGUCACGUGUGCGAAAGCCUACCGUUUACAAGCAAUUGACCUUGUGUACAUAAAUUUCAAGGACAUGGAUGGUCUACUACGUCAAUCAGUGGAGGGCGCUCAAAUGGGCUUCACCGGCAAACAGGUGAUACAUCCAAGUCAAAUUGAAAUUGUACAGCAAGCAUUCAGUCCAUCGAAAGAGAAGAUCCAAUGGGCUCGCGAACUUGUUCAGUCAUUUGAUGCACACCAGCAGUCAGGCAAGGGCGCUUUUACCUUUCAUGGUAACAUGAUUGAUAUGCCCUUGCUUCUUCAAGCUAGAAACAUUCUCCAAAUGGCAGAACAUCUCGACCAAAAUUAG